GAUCACACACCAUCGCUUAAUUAGUAUUUGAGAUUCAGAACAAGCAAAAGGUUCUCACUUGGGAAGCAAGUCUAUCUCUCUCCCCUUCCAGAUCCUGCUUCCAUCUCUAUAUAUACAACCCGGGAUCAUCCAUCCUCUUUCAACUUCAACUUGAUUCCUAUAGUUUCUAGUAUUUUGCUCGAAAUUAAACAUGAAGCCCCAGAGCAACCUCACAGUUCUUAUCUUAGUCCUCCUGGUCAUCAUUUCGGUACACUCAACACUGAGUAGAGCCCAGGAAGUUGAGGAUGAGAGAGAGUUCGAUUACGUCAAGGGAAGCGAGAAGGGACCCCAACACUGGGGGGACCUUAAAGAGGAAUGGGCAGCUUGUAAGCAUGGAGAUUUGCAGUCUCCUAUUGACCUGUCGACUCGCAGAGUGAGAGUUAUCCCAAAGUUUGGCUUCAUCAAAACCACAUACAAGACUCAGAAUGCUACGCUCAAGAACAGAGGCCACGAUAUUCAGGUGAAAUGGGAAGGAGAUGCAGGCUCAAUACGCAUCAAUGGCUCUGAUUACUUUCUGCAUCAAGCCCACUGGCACUCGCCUUCCGAGCAUACUAUCAACGGCCGGAGGUAUGACCUGGAGCUUCACAUGGUUCACAGCAGCUCAUCAAACCCAGAAAAGGUGGUGGUUGUUGGACUUCUGUACAAGAUUGGUUGCGCCGAUCCGUUUCUGUCCAAGUUGGAGAAAUACUUAAAGGAAAUGGUGGACGAAAUAGAAGAAGAGGGAAUAGGAAAGAUUCACCCUUUGGAAAUAAGGACGAGGGGCAGAAACUACUAUACAUAUAUGGGCUCCCUCACUGUCCCUCCCUGCACUGAAGGUGUCCUUUGGAUCAUCGACCAUAAGGUAAGAACAGUUUCGAGGGAGCAAGUGAAGUUGCUGAAGGAGGCGGUUCACGAUCACGCAGAGAACAACGCCAGACCUUUGCAGCCUCAUAACGAUCGACAAAUAACACUUCAUGUGCCGAUCAAGAAACCUCGUUAUUAACUGCCCUUGCUAUAAUUUUAAUUUUAAUUUGUUUAUGCUGUAAAUCAUAUAUGAAUAAGUAUUAAUUAAUUCAUUAGCUAUAUCAUGCUAAUGAUGGCUCAUAUGAUGUGAUAUGAUGCCAUUCCUUCUUUUUUUCUUUAUACUGUAUGAGGGGUUUGUUUAUGUUCGGCCGAACUCACCACCUUUAUACUAAAUUUUUACAAUAAUGAAAUAAACAUUCACUUUAUAUAGUA
This is a messenger RNA of Neltuma alba, 1254 nucleotides long. Its product is annotated as alpha carbonic anhydrase 7-like. The record is from RefSeq and is a predicted model, not a curated record. NCBI's taxonomy places the organism in Eukaryota, Viridiplantae, Streptophyta, Magnoliopsida, Fabales, Fabaceae. The transcript has 7 exons. Bases 191 to 1021 code for a protein of 276 amino acids. Gene Ontology annotation, biological process: one-carbon metabolic process. Gene Ontology annotation, molecular function: zinc ion binding; carbonate dehydratase activity.